UUCUCAAAGAUGCAAAUUGUCUGUUUGGGACUGCUCCUUUUCAGUCUGACCUGGGCAGCACCGGCUUCUCAACCACAGACUGAGAAAACUAAGCAAGACUGUGUGGAAGAACAGAAGAUAACGUACAAAGGCCACCAUGAGAGACAAGGGUAUUAUAUGUAUAAGUACAUUCACACAUCAUCUGGGAGGAAAAAUCAAACUGACAUAAAGCAGGAAGAAAAAAACAAAGACAAUAUUGCUUCUCACCAUUCUGGCAAGAAACGAAAUCAAAAGCCAGCACCUAAAGAAAAUAUGGUCCAGAAAAGAGGAAAAAACUUGUCUCUUCUUGAAGCCAAUGACAAUAGCCUAAGUAGUAAAUCCAAAAAUCCUUUAGAAAAAAGACAGACAAUGAAUGAAGACUAUAGUAUCAGUAACAAACAAAAUACCCACAGUGACCUGAAGGUGUCCACUUAUCAUGAAUCCACUGAGGACAGAGAUGAUGCCAUCAGCCAGCUACAUGGCCAAGAAGAAUAUGGUGCCACUGUCAUCAGAAAUAUGCGACAUAUGAUGGAGCCAUGGAAUGUGCUUGAACUCUCCGGGAAGGAAAACAGAGAGAACAAACUCAGGAAUGUCCUGAACACAAUUCCAGCAGGUGCCCCCUCAAAAGAUAAGAAGAAUCAUCAAAGAGAUCUCCAAGCCCACAAUAUUCCAGUAAAAAACAAAAGCACCCACCAUAUCGCAUUCAACGCUGUCUAUUCAAAACAGCUUCCAAAAGUCAAAAAAAUCCCCAGUGCUUGGGAAGGCAGUGGUUACCCAGACCUUCAAAAGAGGGGGGACAAUGACAUUGUUCCUUUCAGUGGAGACGGCCAACCUUUUAAGGACAUAUUGGAUAAAGGAGAAGCUAUUGGUCCUGACACAGAAGGUGCAGACAUUCAAGUAGAGUUUUCCAGUCCAAGUGAAGCUGAGACUGUGAAUCCUGAUGCAAGAGGACCAGGUUAUAAUGAGAUCACAGAGGAAGAGGAAAAUGGCAGAGAUACAAUUGGAACCAGGGAUGAAACAGCAAAAGAGGCAGAUGGAGCUGAUGUCAGCCUAGUGGGAGGCAGCAAUGACAUCACAGGAAGCACUGAUUUUAAGGAACUCCCUGGAAAGGAAGGAAACAGAGUGGAUGCCAGCAGCCAAAAUGCUCACCAAGGGAAAGUAGAGUUUCAUUAUCCUCCUGUACCUUCAAAAGAGAAGAGAAAAGAAGGCAGUAGUGAGGUAGCUGAGAGCGCUGAUCAUAAUGAAAUUCCAAAACAUGGCAAAGAUAGUAGUAGAAAAGGUACAGAGCAUUCUGUAGUGAGUGAAAAGCAAAGGCUGCCUCAUAAGGGCAAAAGUCAGGGCCGGCUCAUUCCUUCUCAUGGUCUCAAUAAUGAAAUUAGAAAUGAAAUAGGUCCCCAUGAUUAUACACCCCACAGACAAAAUAAUUCUACACGGAAUAAGGGCAUGCCACAAAGGAAACGCUUCUGGGGUUACAGAAAACCCCAUUAUAGGAGGAGGUUUAGCGCCCCUAAAAAGCAUGACAGUAGUGAAUCAUCUGACAGUGGCAGUUCGAGUGAGAGUGAUGGCGACUAGUCCACUAGAAAAUCCCAGCAGGACACAGGUUUGAACGCCUGGACACCGGUGACGUGAUGGUGAAGGCAAGCCACGGAGAGGAGGCAGCAGAUGGAAGGGCGGAGCAGCAACUGAGCAAGCCAAGACCUGGCCUCUUGGCGAGAAUUGUUGCUAUUUUUAUGGGUAUAGUAUGAAAUUCUAUUCAGUUAUGACGCAUUUUUUAUGGAAAAAAUUCAUUAAGGACUUAUGGAAGAGAUAAUAUUUGAAUAGCUGUCAUUUAAAAUAGUUUGUGAAUGUCACAAAAGUCUUCCUUUAUUGUUUGCUCUGUAGACAUG
Manis javanica (Malayan pangolin) is the source of this 1904-nucleotide messenger RNA. RefSeq names its product matrix extracellular phosphoglycoprotein (gene MEPE). Gene Ontology annotation, biological process: biomineral tissue development. Gene Ontology annotation, cellular component: extracellular matrix. Gene Ontology annotation, molecular function: extracellular matrix protein binding. NCBI's taxonomy places the organism in Eukaryota, Metazoa, Chordata, Mammalia, Pholidota, Manidae. The record is from RefSeq and is a predicted model, not a curated record.